CAGAAUGUCUCGUUUUGCUGACUUACGAGUUGUGAGCAAAGGGUUACAGAAUGUUGCCAGAGCAUUCUGUAAACACCAAGAAAAUGUCUUGAAAGAUAAGAUGGGUAACUGUAGUAUGAGGAAAAUGUUUGAUGGUGUACAGACCAAGGCGGAGGAAACCAUCAGUGAUGCAAUGACUAAAGUCAAAAACCCAUCCUGGUCCAAGGCGAGUACAUCAGGUACUAAUGGGAGUGCUUUCAACGGAUCACCUUUCACGACACCAGUUGAUACAAACCUGGACUCUGCAACAACUAAUAACAAUGCAAAGGCCUUCCAUUCUGAUUCAUCACACUAUGCUACAUCAUUCACUACAGAGGAACUUAUGAAACAGAAAGCUAGAAAUACUGAUGACGGAAGACCACCUAAGUCACCUCCUCCAAUUACACCACGUCCAAGGCCGACAGUAAAUGCAUCAUCAAAACCCAAAGUUCGACAGACUCUGAGUGAUAGAUCUCGCGAACGGAAAGUACCGGCAUCAAGAGCAGGAAGAAUGAUGAAUUUUGGUAGUUUGGCUGCUGGAUUGGGAAUGGGAGCGAUUGCUGAAUUUACUAGACGAGCUGUUGGUGCGAAGGACGAUAAUUCAAAGAUGUUUGAUAAAAGUGCAUUUCUAACAGAAGCCAAUGCUGAGAGAAUUGUAAAUACUUUGUGCAAAGUGAGGGGUGCAGCAUUGAAACUAGGACAGUUAUUGAGCAUCCAAGAUAAUUCAAUGAUAAGCCCUCAACUUCAGUCUGUAUUUGAGCGAGUUCGACAGAGUGCUGAUUUCAUGCCAAUUUGGCAGAUGGAGAAAGUUUUACAAAGAGAAUUAGGAGAUGACUGGAGAAGUAAAGUGAAAUCGUUUGAGAGUAAGCCAUUCGCUGCUGCAUCUAUAGGACAGGUACACCAUGCAACUUUGCAUGAUGGGAGAGAGGUAGCUCUUAAAAUUCAGUAUCCCGGGGUUGCACAAGGAAUAGACAGUGAUAUUGAUAAUAUAAUGGCGAUUCUUAACAUGUGGAAUGUUCUACCAGAAGGUAUGUAUGCUGAAAACGCCAUCGUAGUCGCACGCAGAGAAAUGUUAUGGGAAGUGGACUAUGUGAGAGAAGCUAAAAUGUCACAAAGAUUCAGGUGAGCUCAUUAGCAUAUACCGUAUUUGUUCUGUUGGAAGCGCAUUUCUAAGAGAAGCUCUCAUAAACCAAAAACUGA
Molecule: messenger RNA, 1218 nt
Organism: Saccoglossus kowalevskii
Lineage: Eukaryota; Metazoa; Hemichordata; Enteropneusta; Harrimaniidae
Product: atypical kinase COQ8B, mitochondrial-like
Biological process (GO): ubiquinone biosynthetic process
Source: RefSeq, a predicted model, not a curated record